This is a messenger RNA of Scomber scombrus (Atlantic mackerel), 2381 nucleotides long. RefSeq names its product tumor necrosis factor ligand superfamily member 10-like. Bases 153 to 1037 code for a protein of 294 amino acids. The record is from RefSeq and is a predicted model, not a curated record. Gene Ontology annotation, biological process: immune response. NCBI's taxonomy places the organism in Eukaryota, Metazoa, Chordata, Actinopteri, Scombriformes, Scombridae. Gene Ontology annotation, cellular component: membrane. Gene Ontology annotation, molecular function: tumor necrosis factor receptor binding. The transcript is spliced from 6 exons.
UGCAAACUGUUGCUCUCUUUCUCUCUCCCUCUCUCUCUCCACUCCUCAGCAGAAAUGCAGCAGAGCUUGAUCUGACUUGUCCUGCCUGCAGCUGGAAGUGCCUUCUUGCUCUCCGGGAUUUUGUUUUUGGGUGCUUUUUCACACACUGCGAUAUGGCCAUUUCUAUUUCUCUCCAGGGUUUGGGGCUCAUCAUACUCGCAGCAGUCCUCCUCCAGACUAUCGCGGUGGCCGUCAGUUUUAUGUACUUCAACAAAGUCCUGAAUACGAUGCAGGAGAGCUUCUCUCGGAGCAGCGUGUCUUGUCUGAUGAACGCAAAUAUGCGCUUUGGGUAUGAAGAUUCAGCAGCUGAGGACAAGAAGAGUGACCCCUGCUGGCAAGUCACUCAGCAGCUGCACUACCACAUUGAGAAGACCAUGGCAGACAGAUUCCAGAAGGAGAUAUCCACUGCUAUGAGAAAUAAGCUGACAGGAGUGCCUCCUAUCCUGAACCCUGGGGUCCGAGGGGUCCCUCUUCCCAAAGUUGCAGCCCACGUGACCGGUGUCGUCUCCUCCACAGAUCCUCCAACAGCAGAGGGCUCUCGGAGCAGCAGGGGCUACCUGGGGGAGCGCAUCAGAGCGUGGGAAGGCCAGAGAGGUCUGUCCUUCUUAGAAAAUAUGGAGCUGAAGGGAGGAGAGCUGCUGGUUCCCAGAGCAGGCCUCUACUACAUCUAUGCACAGACCUACUUCAGACUAUCUUCCACCGGGGAGACAGAGGUGGAGGCAAAAGGGGAAGUGGGGGACCCAAAGGAGGAGGAAGGAGCACAGCUUCUCCAAUAUAUCUACAAAAAGAUGAGUUCGUACACAGUUCCCAUCCUGCUGAUGAAAUCAUCCCGGAGCGCCUGCUGGCCUCGAGGUCAGGGGCCCGGCCUCUUCUCUCUGCAUCAGGCUGGUACUGCGUUUCUACAACCUGCCGACCGCCUCUUCAUCACUGUUAGCAAUGCCAGUGCCAUGGAGAUGGACGGGAGAGCCAGCUACUUCGGGGCCUUCCUGGUGGGCUAAAGGGUAGAGAACCUCACAUAGAGAUGUCCUGGACUGGGCUGAUUUUUUGAAAAAGACAUCGACAGUGGAAGACCCAAAUGUCAGGGGUUUGCUUGAUGAUAUGAGCGUCUGUCUGAGGGUACAGGAAAGCAGAAGAAUGGACUGUGAGGAGUGCAAAGGAACUUCUUCAGGGCCAUGAUGCUACAAGCUUAUGAUCAAACUGAUCUGCAGUGGCAGACUCUCAGUCACCCAAAAUGGCAUGGGGGAAAGAGCCAUUUGGUGUGUGUUUACUCCAGCAGUGACAAAAAUAAUUGGUCGCAGUUAAACCUGACACAGGAUAUUAAUUCUGUUUUUAAAGCUGGCAAACUGAAUGCAGAGUAAGAUGAAGAAAACUUGGAUCAAGUGGUGCAUUCAGUGCAGUGCAGUACAGUACAAUAGAUACAGAUUAAAUGUUGUGCUCUCGUGUGAAUGACUUCUAUUGAGCGUCAGAGUUGUUUUGCCUGCAGGUCAAACAGUCAAUUGAUUUGCCAUUUGCAGGAAAUGACAGUGCUGUUGGACACAUGACACUUGACUGCUCUUUUAUGAAAAAAAUAUGUAUUAAAAAUACCACAAGACAAGAUUUAAGUUGUAAUUAUGGAUGAAGCUUCUUGUAUGUUUACAGUACGUGGUUAAACUUUUUGAAUGUGUGGUGUGAAACAGAUCUUUGGUGUCCUGUAGCCUAAAAGGAAUGCACUGAUCUAGUAUAAAUGAGUGUUUUCUGACGCAUUUAUACUUCUGAUAUUUAUGAUAUUAAAUUAGUUAAUACAGGGCACAUUUCUUACAAUUCCCAGGCCCUGUUUUUGAACUAAUUUUGGUUGGACUUCAGUAUAAUGCACAUUUAUAUAGUCACAUUUUUCAGGGCUAAACAAUAUUUGCACCUUGAAUUUCAAAGGUUUGCUCUUGUCCAUUUGAAAGGCAGCAGUUCUCAUUUUACCACAAGUACUUCUCCGUGGCAGUUCUGGAGAUUUCAAUCAUAUCACAUGAUCCUCCUCAGCAGUCGGAGUGAACCCAGUUGCCCAGUGGUGAGAUUGUUUUAGUCAACUGCUAUUUCCAAGGUAAAAAAAUGAACUUUCAAACUCAAAUUUUAAGCCAAUGUGGUUGAAAAGUCUCAUAAAAUAUAUAUUUCUGUGCCAACUCCAUCUGCAGAGGAAGAUUUUGCGAUAUGAUUGAAAGCUCCAGAACUAUUGAGUAGACUUUGUGGUGAGGUUUUAGUAUUUGUACCAUUUUCCAGAUAUUUCCUAGCAUGAACAGGGGUGGGGGUUGUAAAUUACAACUACAAAUCUCCAUCCAUUGCUUUGUGAAGAAUCUGUGUGCACAUUUGUGGUA